Strongylus vulgaris is the source of this 369-nucleotide messenger RNA. The record is from the annotation of a GenBank genome assembly. Lineage: Eukaryota; Metazoa; Nematoda; Chromadorea; Rhabditida; Strongylidae.
AUGCCUUUUUCUCCUGGUGAGCUUCACAGCUCAAGUGUCAAGUGGAUUUUCACGCCUCUUGAACAUCCAGGAAGCACCAGGGAACAAGGGUUUCAACCAGCUUUAAGAGUUGAUGAACUUAUUUGCAUGCAAAUCGUGGAAGUUGGCUCAGCUGUCGGGACGAUAAGAGGGUCGAGGGACAGCGGUGAUCGUCGCUACAUCACUACAUUCAAACCGUCUGCCGAGUCUCACCAGCUCUUGAGUACAGCGGUUACUGUGAAUUCCUUCAAUGUGCCACCGACUGGUCUCUGCUACGUAGGCGUUGGAGGAGACUGUAUGCGAUGCGAUUGCAAUAAGCCUCUGAAGUGCUACAAAGGCACUUGCCGAUAA